AUGAGCAGCAUUGGGAGCGGGAGUAUAAGGAGCGGGACAUCAGCCGAUGUGAGCGAAACAAGCUCGCAAAAAUCUGAUGCGCAAAUGUUGCGGAAGCAUAAGCGGUCCGAGGAGGAGAAUGAGGAAGGCGACCUUUUGGAGCAAAGGCGCUCCUUCCAGGAGGGCGUGUUCGCCUGCAUGUACACUCUUGUACGGCAGUCCGUCCUCAGCAACUGGAAGUUCGCAGUACUUAAAAUAAUACUGGAGGGUCUGAUGCCCUUCAUUGUGGUGUUUAAUCCCUCGGCCGACUGGAGCAUAGAGACGGGCAACCCGGUGUGGCAAGUGGUGCGCUGGGUAGUGUGGCGCUCGCCCAUCAUGCGCAUGUACGGCUAUGACGUGUACAUUCGGGUCAUGUACGUCAUGGCGGGCGCCGUGUUCCUGGCCGUGGCGGGCCUCAUCUGGCUCACACUCGCGAUGAGGAAGCAGGAACAGUCCAAGUGGCUGCGCCAGAUGGCGAUCGCGCUGAACGUGGUGUACGAACUGAUGUUUAUGGUAUUUUACGUUUCCUUCAUGGACUAUUUCAUGUUCACGGCCAACUGCAAGUUCACUGCAGCUGGACAAGAACACGAGUACUUCAAAGGCGUCAAGUGCUUCCAGAUGCCCCACGUGCUCCACAUGUCGGUGGCGCUGUGUACGGCCGCCGUACACCUGGGUGUGACGGCGCUGCUGGUAGUGGCGUCGUCUGACCUGAACCCGCUGUCACAGGGCUACCUGGCCUCACCAGACGUGGCUUCGCGACUCAAGAUAUUGGCGGCCAAGGCAGCUUUCAUUGUUUGUGCGGAUGACCUGCAGGCCUGGCCGCGAGUGCAAGUGGUGCUGAUGGCGGUGGCAGUAGGGUUUAUCUGCUGGUAUAAUUUUCGUAAGCUUCCAUUCUACCGCUUGGCUGUCAACGUGAUUUGGUGCAGUAUGUGGAUUUGCGUGUGGUACACGUGUGUACUACUUGCCGUACUGGUGUUUGCAAAAGACCAAUCCCUGGAGCAGCGCCGGUUGUAUACUUUGUACGUAUUGUACGGCAUCUUUCCCGUACUGGUGGGCGGCAUUGUGGUAUGCUUGGCGCACGCGUGGUGGGCUAUGCGGCCGGCACGUAAGUUUGAAGAGCUUCCCAGUUUUCGAGAUGUACGAGUACAGAAGCUGCAUCGCUUUGCGCACGUCCACGAGGUAGAGUUGUUGUCGCGGGUGAUGAGGCGCUUCGAUCGCGACGGCGACGUAGAUGAGGACGCGGCGGCUCUUGGUGACGCAGUUAUCAGGGCCGGCAUGCUGACCUUCCCCAACUCGCCCUUCCUCAACGUGAUGUACGCGAACUAUCUCUUGAGUGUACGGAAAGACGGUCCCGCUGCUCGUACACAGCUGCAGCUGGCGGCCAAGCACGGGCCCUCCCUGGUGGAGAGGUACCAGAUAUACUGCACCUUGGAGUCUAGCAAGCGUCUCAAGGACAGCCAGGAUGGCGGCAUGGAUUUGCAAGCCUAUAUCGAGUUUCGGAGGAACUUCAAGGCCGUACUGCGAGUUCAUAGGGACGUGUUGGCUCUGGAGCUUGAGCUGUGGCGCACCUGCCUGCGCACCAGCUUGCGAGUGGCGACCAUUGACGCGCUGCUGGACCAGCUGGAGGCGGCCACGGGGCGGGCCCAUCAGGUGUAUAAGAAGGUGCUUGAGCGGUACCCCACCAACGGCAAGCUGCUGCGGUGCUACGGCAAAUUUUUGGAGGAUGUACGGCACGACGCGCCGGCGGCGGCGCGUGUGUACGCCGAGGCGGCGCGCUGCGGCGGCGCCGACGCGAUCAUGUCUUUGGACCUCAGUGCCAUACAGCAGGCGACCGAGAAACCCGACUUUUUGACGUCGUUGUCGCUUUUGGACGAUGCGGUGGUGGUGAUCAAUGCUGAGGGGACCAUUAUGAUGGUCAGCCAGGUCGUUCAAUCCGUGUUCGGUUACAGCAAGGCGGAGUUGGAGGGCGCAAACGUGAAUCUGCUGAUGCCGCAGCCCUUCAGCCAGCGCCACUCCUCAUACUUGAGCCGCUACGUCGCCACGGGGGAGCCGCACAUUCUGGAUGCCGUGAGGGAGGUGGUGGGGCUGCACAAGGACCGCUACGUCUUCCCGGUGGAUUUGUGCGUCACAAAGAUGAGCGGAAGCGGGUCGGACAGUGUUUUUCUUGGUGUUUUGCGGCCGCUGCCGCCCAGCACGUUGCGAGUGCGGGCCUGGUUGGCGCCCAACGGCACAUUUCUGUGCGGUGACCAGCAGUUCGCCUCGCUGUGCGGCCUCAUGGAGAACGACCUGGUGGGUCGUUCGCUUGCUUCCCUCUGCGCCAACCCCGACUCUGAGGUGUCUGCCCUGUUGGAGCGGUUCCGAGCUGCCUCCGCUCAGGAGCUGGUGUCGGGCGUGGUGCGGUGCGAGCUGCUGCUGCGGCACCGCUUCCUGGACCCCGUGGCGGUGGAGGUGGUGGUGGGGCUAUCGGGUACUGACGGCCAGCGCAUCAUGGCGCUCAGCUGCCGCCGCGCCGACGGCCGCGAGGGCAACCUGCUGGUGGUGGACACCCACAUGCGCCUGAGGUUCGCGUCCCUGGGGCUGUCCACACUGCUCAACUACCCCAUGAGGAAGCUGGCCACCAUGAGGCUCGACCAGCUGCUACAGCCGCCGUACAAUACACUGCACGCGAAGUGGCUCAGGGAUCCGCCCCACACGCCCAGCGUCACCAGCUGCCGCUCGGGACGUGUCGUACACCUGCUGAAUGACGCGGGGGUUGCCGUACCUGUACGAAUCAAGGUGUCUCCAGCCGCCGGCGACGUGGGCAUGUCACUGUACGUGGUGCAGGUUGAGAGGGUGCACGUGGAUGAGCUUUUAGAGGAGAAGCGGCUGGUGGUAAUGGCGGACUUUUCGGGCCGCGUGCAGAGCGUCUCGCGACCCGACUCUUCGCUGUUCGGCUUCCCCGCCCUGGAGCUGUUGGGACGUAACCUGUGCGACUGCAUCGACGUGUUUGGAGACUGGCGGAGGCGCGCGGGCGAGUCUCAGCUGCAGCUGCUGGUGCUGGCGCUGGUGGACCGGGAGCAGGAGAUGCCCGGCACCUCCUGGCGCGUUCGAGUUCACUCCCCCGCCUCCAGCGAGGACCUCAGCAAAAUGCCGCCCCUGGCUGCGGCGCUGCCCAGCAUGCGACGCAAGCCCGGAGCAGGUUCCAUAUCCGCAUGUCUGCAGGUGGAGCUUCUGGACGAUACGACGGAGGACAACGCCGAAGCUGGCGGCGGCACCGGCAGCAAAAGAUGGCAGAAGCUCCUGCUGGGAGGUGAAGAUGACAUCCUGGGGAUCAGCGGCGGCGCCGCCGCCGCGAAGGCAACAGCGGCGGCGGCGGCAGGCGGCGAGGCCGGCGGCGGUGGCGGCGGCGGCGGCAAUGUGCACAUCAAGCUGACGCUGUGGCGGCGGGAUCUUCUGACUGGGAUGGUGGAGUUGGACGAGCAGCUGCAAAUCCGGAAGGCCAGCUACAUGACAGGCCUUAUGGUUGGGCUGCCAUCUACUGCCAUGCUUCGGAAGCCCCUUCACAAGUUCUUGGACUUGCCACACCGCAAGACCUGGGCGCAGAUUUCGGACUCGGCCCAUAAAAGCCACAAACGCUCCGCCCUGAAGAUCUCUAGGAAUCAUGGAGCUUUGGUCAGCCCGCAAAUGGCCUUCCUGGGGCCACAUCCCGACAUGGGUACCAUGAGAAUACUCGUACAGGGCGUCCAGACGUUGGCUCCAGGGGGCCGGCAGACGGUGAAUGCCGUACUGCAUCCCGACACAACUUAUGUGGGUGCGCACGCGGACCUGCUGCGGGUUCUUCAUUUGGAGGGGUCGGAGGCGGGGAAGGGAGGGGCUGGUAGUAGGGGUGGUGCGGAGGCGGCGGCGACGGGGCCAACCCAUGACCAUUUUAAGAGAACUGUGUCUAGGCGUGCCAGCGGUGACAAGGAUGGGGUAACUCCGACGGUGCGGCGGAGAGGUGUGCGUGCAGCGGCGGCCGCGGCCGCGGCGGCGGCGGCGGUAGCCUCCCGGGUUCCAUUCUUAAUCUCUCCCCUCACACACACCGGGGCCAGCAAAUCUGAGUUCGUGGCGCAGUGGGUCCGCACCGUCAGCAAGCGGUCCAUGAUAGUCUCCGUUCCAUUGGAUUUACCGGAUCCAGAUCCGGAUCCAGAUACUGUGGUAUACACGCCGACACGGCAUGCGGCUGCGGCUGUGGUGGGGCCGGUGGGGCAACCAGGCGAACAGCAGCAGCAGCAGCAGCAGCUAGGAGCAGCAGCUGGUGUUCAGGAGCAAGGCUCAUCGGCCGCCAAGUCGCCCACCACGGCGACGGGGUCGCAGCCUUCUUCCUCAUCAGCCUUGGUAACCCAUCCCCUUGUCCAUCCCUUAGCGUUGAAACACACGCUGGUGAUUGCUCAGAGCCGCAGACUGCCUACAGUUCCCGAGGAUGUACACCCGCUGCGCUUGGGCGCGGUGGUAGACGCAGACGAGGGCGAGGGCGAGGGCCUUGGCGGCGGAAGUGGCGGCGGCGACGGCGGCGGCGGCGGCGGCCGCACACUUGACGCCACCGUGGCGGCGGAUAAGUGGGAGCGGAACAGCGACGGCGGAGAUUCCAGUGCGGAUGGCAGCCAGGCAGCCAGCGGCGUCACCAGUCUCACUGACAACCAGUCGGCGAUUGAUGUGGUCGUUGACGCGCGGCGCGGCAAGCUGCUCAAGUCGCUGCAGAAGCUGCUGAUGGGCCCUUUGCUGAUGGCGCCCCUGGAGCGGUUGCGGUUGCACAGCUACUGCCUGCUGGCGCUCAUGUUGGCGACCCAUAUCGCCUGCUAUGUGGUGGUGACCAAGGUCGUGAGUAAAGAGCACACCGGCGUGUACAUGGUUCACCGUCAAGCCAGGGCCAUGGACCGCGCCUCCCUGCUGGUGGUGCGCAUCCUCAUCGGCACCUUUUGCGAGAGGGCCAACAACACGGCCAAGGUGUCGGCCUGCACGCCGCCGCUGAGCGUGCAUCUGAACAACAUGGUGGCGAGCGUCACGACGUUGGAGCAGGAUCACCAGGGGGUGUACCUGGGGUUUUCCACCUCCAAGGUGACGGCUCCUAGCUCCAGGGUGUACGGCAUUUGGACGAACCCGCAAUGGGAGUACGACGUGUACAUGGACACGCAGCCUCCGCGAGUCCUGGCUCAGAAGACUGGGGUGUGGCAGUUGGGCAACCGUUUCAUCGCCGCAUCGCGAGAAGCGCUCUACUGGAUGCCCAAACUGCGUGACGAGUUCAAAUUUCACCCCGUGUAUCAGUUUAUGGUAACCAACGGUCUGGGACCGUUGUUCGUUGGGUACGCCACCUCCUUGGACGAGCUUAUGGCGGCGGCCUGGGCAUCCCUGGACAACCUGAAGACAGUCCUCAUCAUCGUGUUGGUGGUGGAGGUGUUGGUGGUGCAGCUGUCCUGUCUGGGCUACGAGUGGUUGUUGAUGCACCGCCUGGAGAGGGCCCGACUGAUGGGCAUGUUGUCCAUGGUGGGGCUGCCGGGACCGGUGCUGCGGCAGAUGGGCAGCAGGGAGGUGAAGGUUUUGGACGAGAGUGACGACGAGCUAGAUGAUGAUGCCAGCGCCAAAGACGGAGGCGAGCAGGAACAGGGUGGUGGCGGCGGCGACGACGGCACAGCUGCGGGGUUCAGCAAGAAGGACAACGGCAGCGGCGACGGCAGCGGCGGCGGCGGCAAGGAGGGGGGUGCUGGCGGCGGCGACCGGACUGGCGGAGGAGUGCGCCUGAUGCCGCCAUCUCCCGUUGCUCGUACUGGCGGAGGCGGUAGGGGUUGUGAUGCUGGUAAUAGGGGUGAUACAGCCGAGGCAGUCCAGCGGGACGGGAGUGAACAGAGCGGCGGCACGGGUGGUGGUGAGGGUGGCGAAACACCCGACAGACGGAACGGCGGAACAGCAGCAGUAGCAGCAGCAGCAGCGAAGUCAGCGGCGGCCGCCGGAGCAAGAGGAGUAGGAGGCGGCGGAAUAGGUGGGCGGCGGCGGCGGUCUCUGCUGUUGGAGGCUGCGGCAUCCGGCGAUGGCGGGGGAGAGGACACGGAGUUGCUGGCAUUGGAAGGCCCCGCCACACAGACUGCCGUGAGCACCACCGUCUCUGCCAUGACUUCGGCUACGGCUACCGCCGCUGCCGGCGGCCGAACGGGGCGCUUCACCACGGCCAGCCGCUCCCAUAAGGCCCGGUGGACCGUGGCUGGCGCCGGCACUCAAUACAUCAACGGCAAGGCGCUGGUUCUGUCCAAGUGGCGGGACGUCCGGUUUAUGCUCCUACCCGUGCUGUGGUUUGCGGGCGUGCUGGCGAUCUACACGGCCAGCAUCCUCAGCCUGUCCGGUAUGCAGGGCCCUCUCGCCACCCUCAACAUGGCGUGCCAUGUGGUGUACCGAUACACACGCGUCAGGGCGGUGGGCUUCUCGUUUCUGACGCAAGACGACACCGCAUCGCGGGCGCUGUGGCGUGAUAUGCUGCGCACGGAGGUGCGCCUGUUUGCCAACGAGUACGACGCGCUGAUGUACGGUGGUACGGCGGCGUCGCAGGUCAACAGCGUGUUCACUCACGCUGUACCCCCCAGCACUUUUGCAUCCUCCGCCUUUGCUGAAGCCUUCUUCAAAACCAAACGCUGCUUCCGCUUCAACCAGAGCUUGUGCGCGAAGGUCGGCUCGCCGUACUAUGAGGUGACGCACAACGGGUUGGACGUGAUGGUACGGCGAAUGAUUAUGGAGAUGGAGCUGCUGAUCAGCGAUGCUGAUGAGGAUGUGGCGUACAAUGGCACCAGGUGGACGUUCAUGUACAACGUUGGCACGUUUGACCUGUACGAAGGGCUACAGCAGGCAGCCCAGUUAUUUGUGGACUACUCCAUCUCCAAAUACAACUCUGUCACCACGUUGCACACGAUUCUGCUGGUCGCGACCAUCUUGCUGUUCGCUGUUUACAUCGUUUUUGUGCUGUGGCCGCACCUGGCCAAGCUCAAGGCCGAUGCGGCGAGGCAGAGCGCGCUGCUGAGCCACGUGCCGGCGGAAGUCGACACAGUGGGUCAUGUCAAGGCGAUUGUGCGCGCCGCGCGCUCCGCCGCGGCCGCCCGCCGUGCCUCGGCAGGCUCGGCGACCGGCAAGUCGCCCACGGUCGCCACCGCAACGGGGGUCUAG
Volvox carteri f. nagariensis is the source of this 7182-nucleotide messenger RNA. RefSeq lists its product as uncharacterized. The transcript has 41 exons. The coding region runs from base 1 to 7182 and encodes 2393 amino acids. The record is from RefSeq and is a predicted model, not a curated record. Lineage: Eukaryota; Viridiplantae; Chlorophyta; Chlorophyceae; Chlamydomonadales; Volvocaceae. Gene Ontology annotation, biological process: regulation of DNA-templated transcription.